Molecule: messenger RNA, 567 nt
Organism: Nematostella vectensis (starlet sea anemone)
Lineage: Eukaryota; Metazoa; Cnidaria; Anthozoa; Actiniaria; Edwardsiidae
Exons: 2
Coding region: 1-480 (159 amino acids)
Source: RefSeq, a predicted model, not a curated record
AUGAAUGAUUUUCUUGUCAAGUAUUUUACAAAUUAUACAUUUGAGUUUGAUCCCUUUGACGUUUCAGUAGUCUUGGUAUCCAAUACUUGGUUCUUAUUUUUGACGAUGUCGUUAGAACUUCGUGAUGACCUCCGUGAUAACCUUUUAUCGAGACCUUUCAAAAUCUGGGAAUAUUUCAUUUUUUAUCAAAGUUCAGGAUUCUUCGAUCUUCUACAAUAUAGAUUUCAAAAAAAAUCUGAUUCUACUAGCGUUAGUGACAUUUAUGACGGCAGACUCUACAAGGAACUCUCUACAAAUGCGACGGAUCCUCUAUCACAUCCCACUAAUAUCUCUUUUACUUGGAAUACUGAUAGCAUACCGGUUUUCAAAUCUUCUUCGUUUUCACUGUGGCCUUUGUACCUUGUAGUAAAUGAACUACCUCCUAAGAAACGAUUUGCAAAAGAAAACUGUAUUCUUGCUGGACUUUGGUUUGGACCGUGAAAACCUGCAAUGUGGAGUUAUUUAAAAGCCAUUCCAUUCAACCUUUAGUGAACUCGAAACAAAUGGCGUUCAAGUCAAAAGCCCUGA